CAAGCGUAGGACAACCCUUUCAAAAAUUCCUGCUCCAAGGCAAGCUGCUCGUGGCUAUUACAGGAUGUCUAUUACGAAUGUGGGAUCUCAGCUCGCCCUGCAGGAAGAGGGGAUGGAGGUGAAUCCCUGCACUUCUACAAAACCCAGAAAUGCUUCUACACAGAUUAGAAAUAUCUCAACACUUUGUGCUGGCCAAACCAGGGCUAGCAGGAUGAGCUCUAUGCCACAAGCCUCACUGACAAAUGGAAAUACAGAGGAUAAUCUGCCUGCUGCUAAAACAAACCCUUCAGUGAGCCCAGUUCAGCGAAGACCUAGCAUUGUGACAGCAAUGGAGAAAAGGAAAAGCAAGAGAGAAGAAAGGAGAGCUCAGAUUAAUGAAAUCAGGACAAAACGUGCACAGGAAUUUGACAACAACUGUCCAAACUGGGAGUUUGCACAGAUGAUCAAGGAGUUCAGAGCAACUUUAGAUUGCCAUCCAGUAUCUAUGUCUGACCCAAUAGAAGAACAUAGGAUCUGUGUCUGUGUGAGGAAGCGCCCUCUCAGUAGACGAGAACGCUUGAAAAACGAAUGUGAUGUGAUUACCGUUCCAAGCAAGUGUGUCCUGCUGGUGCAUGAGCCAAAGCAGAAAGUGGAUCUAACAAAAUACCUUGAAACUCAAACAUUUAGAUUUGACUUUUCCUUUGAUGAAUCCUCUUCUAAUGAAAUGGUGUACAGGUUCACUGCUAGACCUCUUGUAGAGACCAUCUUUGAGGGUGGGAAGGCAACAUGCUUUGCAUACGGCCAGACAGGCAGUGGUAAAACACAUACUAUGGGUGGAGACUUCUCUGGGAAGGCACAGAAUGCAUCAAAGGGCAUAUAUGCUUUUGCAUCACAAGAUGUCUUCAUCCUCCUAAACCAGCCCAGGUACAGGAAUCGGAACCUGGAAAUCUAUGUGACUUUCUUUGAAAUUUACAAUGGAAAGGUGUUUGACCUCUUGAAUAAGAAGGCAAAGCUUCGAGUCUUGGAGGAUGGCAAGCAGCAGGUCCAGGUUGUUGGCCUCCAAGAAAAGCAAGUUGGCUGUGCUGAGGAUGUCAUCAGAAUGAUUGAGAUGGGCAGUGCCUGCAGGACAUCUGGGCAGAGUUUUGCAAAUACUAACUCUUCACGGUCACAUGCCUGCUUCCAAAUCAUAGUACGCCAAAGAGGGAAACUGGUUGGCAAAUUUUCCUUGGUGGAUCUGGCAGGAAAUGAGAGGGGUGCAGACACUUGCAGUGCUGACUGGCAGACACGCAUGGAAGCUGCAGAAAUCAACAAGAGCUUGUUGGCUUUGAAGGAGUGUAUCCGGGCUUUGGGGCAGAACAAAUCUCAUACCCCCUUCCGGGAGAGCAAGCUGACCCAGGUGCUAAGAGACUCUUUCAUAGGAACAAACUCAAGGACCUGUAUGAUAGCAAUGAUUUCCCCAGGGAUGAGUUCAUGUGAUUACACCUUAAACACACUGAGAUAUGCUGACAGAGUGAAAGAGCUCAGCCCUCAUAAUGAAGUUAGUGAAGCACAGAAUCAGAUGGAGAUUGAAGAAAAUGAGAGCAGUGGAGAAGGCUCAGGUUUUCAAUGCAAUCUUUCCAAGGAUGAAGAGGAAGGUAUUUCUCCCCAAAUACUCAGCUUGCAUGAGGCUGUGACUCACAUUACUGAAUGUGAGGACAAGGCUGUAGAACAGCUUAGAGAACUGAGACAGAGAAUGACAACUGAACUUGACUACCUCUUGGGAACUGCAGAGAAACCAGACUAUGAUCUCAAGACCCUUGUGAGCAGAGCAAAGCACUUUGUAGAGGAGAGCUUAGAAAAAUUCCAUCAUGUCAAAGAAACCUUGGAUGCCCUGGAGGUUGCCAUGCAGCUGGAGGAGCAAGCCAGCAAGCAGAUGAACUGGCAGAGGCGUUAGGGAAUACAGCAAAGCCUGGUUCACAAGCAGACAUCUGUACGUUUUGUAUG
This is a messenger RNA of Dryobates pubescens (Downy woodpecker), 1962 nucleotides long. RefSeq names its product kinesin family member 2C (gene KIF2C). Bases 65 to 1912 code for a protein of 615 amino acids. The transcript has 18 exons. Gene Ontology annotation, molecular function: ATP binding; microtubule motor activity; microtubule binding. The record is from RefSeq and is a predicted model, not a curated record. Lineage: Eukaryota; Metazoa; Chordata; Aves; Piciformes; Picidae. Gene Ontology annotation, biological process: microtubule-based movement.